Octopus sinensis (East Asian common octopus) is the source of this 837-nucleotide messenger RNA. Its product is annotated as BTB/POZ domain-containing protein 16-like. The record is from RefSeq and is a predicted model, not a curated record. The annotation marks the transcript as partial. Lineage: Eukaryota; Metazoa; Mollusca; Cephalopoda; Octopoda; Octopodidae. The transcript is spliced from 6 exons.
AUUGUCCCUACAUGCACCGCUUACUGCACUGGGUUUAUCACACAAGAGUGAUUACAGUUACAAGAACACCAUGAAUAACAAGCUGCGAAUGAGAAAGCAGGUGGGGAUCACGAACCGAUGGCGACUUCCAGAACCAUUGGGAAGUGAUUUGCUUGGCACUUCCCAGGCCCUUCGAGCUAUUUCCACGCCACUCAACGAAACCUUGAUCAAGAUUAUUACAGCUGAAAGUCCCCAGAUCGCGGUAAAUCUUGACCUCAAUCAACCCUACAAGUUCCGACAAAUUCAGGAUAGACCGACUACUGCUUCAUUGUAUUCACUAAGCUAUAAUAAAACGAAAGCCCUGCCGGAAGCAAGAAGAGAGUGCUCAACCAUAAGUGUCUUCAGUAAUUGUAGCAAAAAGAAUGCCAGGAGACCGGAUAUUACUCUACAUUGUUUCGGAGUCAAAUGGAAUCUCCACAGCAGCCACAUAGACAAGUCGCUAGUUCUCGUAGAUUUAUAUGUAAGGCCUAGCGGAAUGUCGAACGAGAGCCUCAAGCAAGAUUUAUUGAGGAAACCAAAAUCUGCCAGUGACAUUCAUUCGAGAAGCUCAAGUAUUCUCGACAAACGGUUUACAGGGCGUGGUACAAGACGGAAUUCGGCCUCAAAUUUGGGAGAUUAUAGUCACGCUGAGAUGUUUCACAUGGAUUUGGAAGCGGACGAUCCCAAGUUGACAAAGAAAGGGCUGGCCGUGGCGUUAGCAGCCCUCUACCAAGACGAAGUGGAUUUAACCAAUGUUAAGCAGAUAAUCUCUGUUUUAGCUGCAGCUCACCUAUUACAAAUGAAAGAACUGACAGAUAA